Achroia grisella is the source of this 898-nucleotide messenger RNA. Its product is annotated as sodium/potassium-transporting ATPase subunit beta-2-like. Gene Ontology annotation, molecular function: ATPase activator activity. The annotation marks the transcript as partial. Lineage: Eukaryota; Metazoa; Arthropoda; Insecta; Lepidoptera; Pyralidae. The transcript has 6 exons. Gene Ontology annotation, cellular component: sodium:potassium-exchanging ATPase complex. Gene Ontology annotation, biological process: sodium ion export across plasma membrane; intracellular sodium ion homeostasis; potassium ion import across plasma membrane. The record is from RefSeq and is a predicted model, not a curated record.
UCGAUUCCCAUCCGCAGUCCGGCUUGGCGUUUCAUCAUGGCUGACAAGACGAAAGUUGCUGAACAGUACUACGCUCCGCCACCGGACCUAGGGAAAUGGGAGGCCUUCAGAAUAUUCCUGUACAACUCCGAGACCGGCCAGGUCCUUGGCCGCACGGGAUCCAGUUGGGCUAAAAUCUUGCUAUUCUACCUAAUCUUCUAUGCGGCUCUGGUGGGCUUCUUCGCGGCCAUGCUGGCCAUCUUCUACCAGACCCUGGAUUCGAAGAUGCCCAAGUGGCAACUCGAUGGCUCCAUCAUAGGAAGUAAUCCAGGUUUGGGCUUUAGACCCAUGCCGGACUCUGCUAACGUGGAGAGUACCCUCAUCUACUACAAGGCCAAUGAUAAGGGCUCCGUGCUCAAAUGGGCCAAGGUGAUCGACGAGUUCCUUGAACAGUAUCGCAAGAAGGGAAGUGGCAGCGGAGAAGCUAGCGGCGCUGAGAACCGAGUACCAUGCUCUCCAACAUCGGGCGCCACUGGUGAGAAGCAAGUGUGCGAUGUGCCAAUAGACGAGUUCCAUCCCUGCACUGCUGCUAAUCAGUACAACUACGAGGCAGCCGGCCCCUGUGUCUUCUUGAAGCUGAAUAAGAUCUUCAAUUGGCAGCCUAAACCAUACAAUACCACUGAAGAUCUCCCCGGUAACAUGCCUGAAGAUUUGAAAUCGCACAUCAAGAUGGCGUCGGGCAAGCCAGAAGCAAAUACGGUUUGGGUAUCAUGCGAGGGUGAGAAUCCAGCAGACGUUGAGAACAUCGGCCCAGUGCAGUACAUCCCGCGACGGGGCUUCCCCUCUUACUAUUACCCCUUCACCAACAAGGAGGGGUAUCUGAGUCCUCUGGUUGCUGUGCUCUUCGAGAAGCCCAGGA